GCACUGCCUACUCGACAGCUGGGCUCCUCCUGACGAUGGUGUUGGGCGAGCAAGAGCCAAACUUGCAUUCCGAUUCCAGACAGCCAGAAGUGAUGUAACUUUGAAGGCUGUGGAAAUUGAACUGUAUGUUGACUCACUGUCCAGUCGGCAGCUGGGCUCUCCUGAUGGUGCUUUUGAGCGAGCAGGAACCUGACGCAAAUUCCUCGUAUCAAAGGCAGUCUUGUGUAGGCAUUUGGCAAGCACAAGAAUCAACCCUACUACCGCAGAUAUGCUCGUGUCGUGACUCGAGGGAGGUUGCAAGGACCUGGAUGCGGUUAGACGAUGAUCGCAGACGAGGGUUCUAACACGAAGCUAGGUAGUGGUAGGCAGGCUAGAGUGUCUGACCGGAGGACACUCAGCGAUAGUAAUGAAAGGUGUCAAUUCA
Mytilinidion resinicola is the source of this 424-nucleotide messenger RNA. RefSeq lists its product as uncharacterized. Bases 126 to 344 code for a protein of 72 amino acids. The transcript has a single exon. NCBI's taxonomy places the organism in Eukaryota, Fungi, Ascomycota, Dothideomycetes, Mytilinidiales, Mytilinidiaceae. The record is from RefSeq and is a predicted model, not a curated record.